This is a messenger RNA of Mastomys coucha (southern multimammate mouse), 2050 nucleotides long. RefSeq names its product glutathione S-transferase zeta 1 (gene Gstz1). The transcript is spliced from 10 exons. Bases 429 to 1139 code for a protein of 236 amino acids. The record is from RefSeq and is a predicted model, not a curated record. Gene Ontology annotation, biological process: L-phenylalanine catabolic process; glutathione metabolic process. Lineage: Eukaryota; Metazoa; Chordata; Mammalia; Rodentia; Muridae. Gene Ontology annotation, molecular function: glutathione transferase activity; maleylacetoacetate isomerase activity. Gene Ontology annotation, cellular component: mitochondrion; cytoplasm.
AAGUCCUUUCUUCCACUUACCAGAUGUGGGCCGGCUGCUCCAGCCGGUGAAAGCGGGUGGCAAAGGACAGCAGCGUCACCACAGCCAGCGUGGCCCACCACCCUACCGCCUGGAAGCGCCGCGAGCUCCAAGCAGGCCGUUUAAGUCUCCGUGCUGCAGCCUCGGGGAUCACGUCUCGGCUCACGGCUCUGGCAGCCUGCGGCACACAGCGGCCCCUACGGGGACGCAGCUCCGAGCCCGCUAAGCCACCGCCUAUGGCCGGCGGCAUCCUCCCCUUCCUAAGGAUCACCCUUCGGGCCGGAGGCACGCCGGGUCUUGUCCGCUGCCCCGUCAAGGAGUCAUAAGAGGGCGUCUCGAGGCCCUCGAUCCUCAGGAACUCAGCAGCCAGCGAGGGCAGCGAGGGCCCAAGACAGGCCUGAGUUGCUAAGAUGAAAGCUGGAGGAGGAAGGAGGGCCGGUGCCAAGGGAAGAAACUGGUGCUUAGAGCCUUUUGCCUGUGAGCUGCCCGUCCUCUACUCCUAUUUCCGAAGCUCCUGUUCAUGGAGAGUUCGAAUUGCUCUGGCGUUAAAAGGCAUUGACUAUGAGACAGUGCCCAUCAACCUCAUAAAGGAUGGCGGGCAACAGUUCUCUGAGGAAUUUCAGAUCCUGAACCCCAUGAAGCAAGUGCCAGCGCUGAAGAUUGAUGGAAUCACCAUUGGCCAGUCACUGGCCAUCAUGGAGUACCUGGAAGAGACUCGGCCUAUCCCACGGCUCCUUCCUCAGGACCCACAGAAAAGAGCCAUCGUGCGCAUGAUUUCUGACCUCAUCGCUAGCGGCAUCCAGCCCCUUCAGAAUCUGUCUGUCCUGAAGCAAGUGGGACAGGAGAAUCAGAUGCCUUGGGCCCAAAAAGCUAUUACUUCCGGCUUUAAUGCUCUGGAGAAGAUUCUGCAGAGCACAGCAGGGAAGUACUGCGUAGGAGAUGAGGUGUCCAUGGCCGAUGUGUGCUUAGUGCCCCAAGUGGCAAAUGCUGAAAGGUUCAAGGUGGACCUAAGCCCCUACCCUACCAUCAGUCACAUCAACAAGGCGCUGCUGGCCUUAGAGGUUUUCCAAGUGACUCACCCCUGUCGACAGCCAGAUACACCUGCCGAGCUGAGGACUUAGCUACCAAACCAUGCCCCAUUGGUACAGAGAAGGGAGUAGGGCCUAGAUGCUGGGUGUUUCUACUGCUGUGAAGAGACACCAUGACCAUGGCAAUUCUUAAAAAGAAAAACAUUUAAUUGGGGCUGGCUUACAGUUUCAGAGAUUCAGUCCAUUAUCAUCAUGGUAGAAAGCAAGGCAGCAUGUAGGCAGACAUGGUGCUGGAGAGGUAACAGAGAAUUCGCAUCUGGAUCCAAAGGCAGCAAGAAAAGUGACACUGGGCUUGGUGUGAGCAAUCUGAAACCUCAAAGCCCACCCCCAGUGACACACUUCCUCCAAGAAGGCCACACCUCCUAUUAGUGCCACUCCCUGUGUGUCUAUGGGGACCAUUUUUAUUCAAACCAGAACAGGCCCAAAAAUGAGUGCAUUGUAGCAAAGGACUUGAACUUUAGUUCUUUCCUCAGGAAGCAGCAGAUUCAUGGAGUCCAGGAUAUUUCUUCCAGGUCCCAGUAUUAGAGUUUUCUCUAGAAAAAUGAAGCCAGUUGGAUUUAUCUUCCUUCUGCUUGCACUGUAGUCCCUACAGUCUGCCUUAAUCCUCUUAUUUGUCAUGUCUUAAGAGGGGGUAGGCAGAGACAUGACCUGCUCUAACGGCUAAUGUUAAUUGUCAACUUGAAAUAAAGCUAGAAUCACCAGGAAAAAGGGCCUUUAUAAAUGUCUGUGGGGUUAUAUUGGUACUGUUGAGGUGGGAAGACUCACCCACCAUGGGUAGUACCAUUCUCUAGGCCGAGGAUCCUGGGGCCCAGAAGAAUAGAGAAAGAGUGGAGCAACCACCAUCUGUGCAUUAUGAUCAGCUACUCACGCAGAUGCCUUGACUUCCCUGCCAUUAUGGACUGUAACCUGAAACUAUGAGCUAAAAUAAACCUUCUCUCCUUUAA